AUGCAGGCCCUCCCAGAAGCGCGACAGCAAACCUUUGAGGAGAUAUAUGGUCCCCCAGAGAAUUUCCUUGAAAUAGAAGUGAGGAAUCCUCAAACCCAUGGCACAUCCCGCAAUAUGUACACGUCCUAUGAAAUCGUCUGUCGCACCAAUAUCCCAGCCUUCAAGCUAAAACACUCCGUUGUGCGCCGUCGCUACUCCGACUUUGAAUACUUUAGAGAUAUCCUGGAGAGAGAAAGCGCGCGGGUUACCAUUCCACCGCUUCCUGGGAAGGUCUUUACAAAUCGGUUUAGCGAUGACGUUAUUGAGCACCGGAGGGAAGGCCUCCAGCGAUUCUUGCAGAUAGUCGUGGGGCAUCCACUGUUGCAAACAGGUAGCAAGGUGUUGGCUAGCUUUGUUCAAGAUCCGAAUUUGGGAUCGCAACGCCUGGUGACAAAGCAAUGCAUAAGAAUUGAGUCGUGCAAUAGCGCGUGGUCAGUCUCCUAG
Molecule: messenger RNA, 483 nt
Organism: Uncinocarpus reesii 1704
Lineage: Eukaryota; Fungi; Ascomycota; Eurotiomycetes; Onygenales; Onygenaceae
Product: sorting nexin-3
Exons: 3
Coding region: 1-483 (160 amino acids)
Biological process (GO): endocytic recycling; late endosome to Golgi transport
Cellular component (GO): retromer complex; early endosome membrane
Molecular function (GO): phosphatidylinositol-3-phosphate binding
Source: RefSeq, a predicted model, not a curated record